GGAGGCGAAGAGCUUCUGGUCAAAUGAUUCAGCAAGAAACCACCCCCCGCCCCCCAUCCCAUGCCGAGCCCCAGGGCCGCCAUCCCCCGCCCUGCAGGCUCUGGGGGCCUCACGCAGCCAUGUGGCCGGCUGGGGCGCUCGCCCUCUGCAGCCUGAUCUUGAGCACCACGGGGGACCCAUCCCGAGAUUUUUGUUCCCAGAUCCUUAACUCAGAUGUGAUUCCAGGAUCUCCAAAAACAAUAAAGACCAACAACCCAGGAGUCCUCAAAGCAGCGAGACACAGCGUUGAAAGGUUCAACAACUGCACAAACGACAUCUUCUUGUUCAAGGAGUCCCACAUCAGCAGAGCCCUGGUCCAGAUAGUGAAAGGCCUGAAGUACAUGCUCGACCUGGAAAUCAGCAGAACCAUCUGCAAGAAAACCAAGCACCCCAGUCUGGACAACUGUGACUUUCAGACCAAUAGCACCUUAAAGCGGACUCUCAGCUGCUACUCUGAAGUCUGGGUCAUCCCUUGGCUCCAGAGGCUCGAGGUGCCCGUUCUCCUUUGUCACUGACUUCCUCUCAGCCAGACUGCUGCUGGGACAAUCGCGAGACACCUGUGCUCUUUAUUGCCCUCAGUCACAGCUCCACUCCGGCUGGCACAGGCCCUCUGGGACUUCAGAAAUAGUAUCUCACAAGUGAGCAGAAUGGAAGUGCCAGGGGUUCACUGCAGAGUAGCUGGGAUGGAAGACACUGCCCCAUGGCUAGAUUAAAUCGCAUUUUCUUCUAAACUUAAUUAAUUUCAUUGAUGCUGUACACCUGAUUCAGGGUCUGAACAUACAGGACUGAGUCCUCCGAUGGGAAUUAUUCGGGUUCUCACCCCCUGAGGGAGCCCCCCACUCGAUUACCCCAUGGUGCCAGGCUCGUUGAUGAAAGCCCAGAGAUCAGUCCUUAGUGGGAAUCAUUCCAGCCCUGGGCAGGGGACCACGUCUGCUAUAGAGCAUCUUGACCUUUCGUGGAUGAAUAGAGCUAUGAAUAAAUAUGAAUAAAGAACUGGCCAUCUCAAAGCA
Equus caballus (horse) is the source of this 1049-nucleotide messenger RNA. It is a transcript of the gene CST7, whose product is annotated as cystatin F. Lineage: Eukaryota; Metazoa; Chordata; Mammalia; Perissodactyla; Equidae. Gene Ontology annotation, biological process: positive regulation of myelination; negative regulation of microglial cell activation; immune response. Gene Ontology annotation, cellular component: Golgi apparatus; lysosome; endoplasmic reticulum. Gene Ontology annotation, molecular function: cysteine-type endopeptidase inhibitor activity. The record is from RefSeq and is a predicted model, not a curated record.